Molecule: messenger RNA, 333 nt
Organism: Triticum turgidum subsp. durum (durum wheat)
Lineage: Eukaryota; Viridiplantae; Streptophyta; Magnoliopsida; Poales; Poaceae
Source: the annotation of a GenBank genome assembly
AUGUCGGUUUAUCAGUGUGGCCAUAGGGGUUUCUCCUUCUUCCCAGAUGAAAAUGUCUUGUCUGAUGUUGUGAAAUCUAAUCUGGCCCCUCUGAGAUACUGCGAUGAUGCUAAUAACGUCACAGAGGUCUAUCCUUUCAACCCUAAUGGCUCUCCGCUUGGUAUUGCGGCCCUUUGCUCCCCUAAUGGAAGGCACCUUGCGCUGAUGCCACACCCGGAGCGUUCCUUUAUGAUGUGGCAAUACCCAUGGUAUCCCAAGGAGUGGCAGGUUGAGAAGAGUGGUCCCAGUCCUUGGUUGCGCAUGUUCCAGAAUGCAAGAGAAUGGUGUUCAUAG